Messenger RNA from Polistes canadensis, 1428 nucleotides. RefSeq lists its product as uncharacterized. The coding region runs from base 107 to 1186 and encodes 359 amino acids. NCBI's taxonomy places the organism in Eukaryota, Metazoa, Arthropoda, Insecta, Hymenoptera, Vespidae. The record is from RefSeq and is a predicted model, not a curated record. The transcript is spliced from 3 exons.
AUGUGUCAUUAGUGUCAUAGAGUUUGAUACGCACUAUUACGGCAGAACUAAGUUAGUUGGUAUAAUAAGAAAAAAAGAUAGAUGAAAUUAUUGCACAUUUAUAAUAAUGGCUAAUUCAAUCGUUAAUUCAAAUACAGAACUUCGGAAGUUACAACCAACACAUAAAUAUACGCUUGCAAAAAUACUAAAUGUUUCUGACUCAUGGAAACAAUUAAUGGCAAUUAUUCCACAAGAUGAUACCAAUACACCAAGGUUUAAUAGUGAACAUAUUAGCAUAAUUGAUCAAGUAGUAGAAAAACAUCGAGAAAAUGGUGCUAAAAUUUUAUUGGAAGAAUGGAGUACAAUGGGUAGAUUAAGACCUACGUUGGGAAUAUUACUCAAUCUCCUUAUUAAAGCAGAAUUGUUUAGAGCCGCUGAUUAUGUUGCUGGUGAAAUUUUAAAAGUUGAUUUACCAAAGCGACCAGAGUACGGACCUGCUGCAAUUAUUGAUAUUUCAGAUAAUACUUUAGCAAAACUUAUGCAUGACAAAAAUCAAUUAGAUAACAAUGAAGAUGGUAAAUUGUCGCAGACGCUUGAAUCGUUGUCAUCGUCAUCAUACAGAGUCGACGUCGGAGAGAUUAUAUAUUUUUCAAAUGCUGUGGAUCUUAUGGAUCCUUGUUUAAUGAGAAAUAAUACAGAAAGUAUCAAAACUUUGGGAGAAUAUAACGCCAAAAAAGAUGAUAUAAAUUUGAGCGCUAGCGAUAUUCUUAUAUCGUCUGUUCAUAAUGUUAAUAAAGAUUUAGAAGUAUCAUCUAAGGAAUUACCAUUGCUUUUACAAAAUUUUGGUCAAAACGAAAAUGUUAAUGAAAGUGUUCAAUCGCAUGAAAUCCCUGUUUUUGUAAAUGGAAGUGCCUUUGUAUCAGACAAAUCUGUAAUUAACAGUGAUGAUAAUAGGACAAAUAUAACAAAUAUGGAUAACAAAAGUAGUUCAACCAGUUACAGUUCUGGUUUGACAAAUAGAAAAGAUCGGGAAGGUGGUAUGAAUUGUCAAUUUCAAUCUGAGGUAAUGUCCUCUUUGUUACCACAAUUUGUAAAUGAUCGGGCAAAGAGCAAUGCUUUAAAAGAAACGUAUAACACAUAUAUUACAAAUCAGAAUACAAUGAACUCUGAAGAUCUGCCGCUUACAGUACUGGAGUACAACAGAUAAUAAUUUUGGAUUUAUUUCAAAUGUCGAUUAUAUAUUGCAAUAUGUAUAUUGAUAUAUAUAUAUAUAUAUGUAUAUUCAUUUUAAUGCUUUCAGACUUAUGAAAUGGGUAUUUAAUUGAAUCAGUUUAGAAUAAAAAGGUAUUUAAUUUAUUGCAUUAAAAAGUUUCUCGCUGUUCAUUCAUAAGAUUAAUAGUUUUAUCAAGAAUUAUUGUUUUUUUAUUUUUAAUAAUAUAUUCGCGUUAA